This is a messenger RNA of Manis javanica (Malayan pangolin), 3435 nucleotides long. RefSeq names its product transmembrane protein 63A (gene TMEM63A). Gene Ontology annotation, molecular function: nucleic acid binding; calcium-activated cation channel activity. Gene Ontology annotation, cellular component: plasma membrane. The record is from RefSeq and is a predicted model, not a curated record. NCBI's taxonomy places the organism in Eukaryota, Metazoa, Chordata, Mammalia, Pholidota, Manidae.
GAGCCCCGGGGAUGGGGAGCAGCAGGGGGUGAGAACCCGGACGCGAAGGGCUUCAGGGUCCCCACGGGGUAGCGGGGGUGCAAAUUGGGCAGGCGGUGCCGCAGCUCUGCGCAUGUGCAGGAGGCGCCGGAGUUUCACUUUGUAACUUUAAGAAGUGGAAACACAGCCCUCCCGGCCAAGUGGACCGGACAGCCGCUUGCCCGCCGCAGGGAAGUCUGUGAAGGCUGGUGCCCUUACCACCCCACAGGCAGGAAAUGAGUGGUGGGCCUGAGGCAGCUUGAGAGGUGGCCAGAGUCAGCGCCAACUGAGAACCUCUCCAAGGGGCACAUCCACAGGCCUGUCUGGGAGGCAGGCGCAAUGACUGACCCCCCUUUCCUGGAGCUGUGGCAGUCCAAGGCUGUGUCCAUCCGUGAGCGGCUGGGCAUUGGGGACCGGCCCAACGACUCCUACUGCUACAGCUCGGCCAGAAACAGCACUGUGCUGCAGGGAGUCACCUUUGGUGGCGUCCCUACUGUCCUGCUCAUAGAUGUCAUUUUCUUCCUGAUUUUAGUAUUGGUGUUUUCCUUCAUAAGAAGAAGAUUCUGGGAUUACGGCCGUAUUGCCCUGGUGUCAGAAGCUGAUUGUGAGUCCAGAUUCCAGAGGUUGUCGUCAUCUUCUUCCUCAGGCCUAUGUGACUUUGAAAGCGAGCUGGGAUGCUGCCCCUGGCUGACUGCUAUCUUCCACCUGCAUGAUGACCAGAUCCUGGAGUGGUGUGGGGAGGACGCCAUUCACUACCUGUCCUUCCAGAGACAUAUCAUCUUCCUGCUGGUGGUGGUCAGCUGCUUGUCCUUGUGCGUCAUCCUGCCUGUCAACCUCUCAGGCAACUUGCUGGACAAAGACCCUUAUAGCUUCGGGAGGACGACGAUAGCAAACCUACAGACUGACAAUGACCUCCUUUGGCUGCACACCAUCUUUGCUGUUGUCUAUCUCAUCCUCACUGUGGGCUUCAUGCGACACCACACCCAAUCCAUCAAGUACAAAGAAGAGAACCUGGUGAGGCGGACACUGUUCAUUACUGGACUCCCGAGAAAUGCCCAGAAGGAGACUGUGGAGAGCCACUUCCGGGACGCAUAUCCCACAUGUGAAGUGCAGGAUGCCCAGCUGUGCUACAACGUGGCCAAGCUGAUGAACCUGUGCAAGGAGAGAAGACAGAUUGAGAAGAGCCUGACCUAUUACACACAUCUGCAGGUGAAGACAGGCCAGCAGACCCUCAUCAAUCCCAAGCCCUGUGGCCAGUUCUGCUGCUGCGAAGUGCCAGGGUGUGAGAGGGAAGACACCAUCUCUUACUACACACGCAUGAAGGACAGGCUGAUGGAGAAGAUUGCAAAGGAGGAACGCAGAGUCCAGGACCAGCCCCUGGGGAUGGCCUUUGUCACCUUCCAGGAGAAGUCCAUGGCCACCUACAUCCUGAAAGACUUCAAUGCCUGCAAGUGUCAGGGCCUCUGCUGCAAGGGUGAGCCCCAGCUGUCUUCCUGCAGCAGAGAGCUCCGCACCUCCAAAUGGACCGUCACCUUUGCUGCUUACCCUGAGGACAUCUGCUGGAAGAACCUCUCCACCCAGGGCUUCCGCUGGUGGUUCCAGUGGCUGGGCAUCAACUUCACUCUCUUCCUGGGGCUGUUUUUUCUGACCACCCCCUCCAUCAUCCUGUCCACCAUGGACAAGUUCAAUGUCACCAAACCCAUCCAUGCACUGAAUGACCCAGUCAUCAGCCAGUUCUUUCCGACACUCCUGCUGUGGUCCUUCUCUGCCCUGCUCCCCACCAUCGUCUACUACUCCACACUGCUGGAGUCUCACUGGACCAAGUCAGGGGAAAACCGGACCAUGGUGACCAAGGUCUACAUAUUCUUGAUCUUCAUGGUGCUGAUCCUGCCCUCCCUGGGUCUCACCAGUUUGGAUUUUUUCUUCCGGUGGCUCUUUGACAAAACUUCUUCAGAGACCUCUAUCAGGCUGGAGUGCGUCUUCCUGCCAGACCAGGGUGCCUUCUUCGUGAACUACAUCAUUGCUUCGGCCUUCAUCGGCAAUGGCAUGGAGCUGCUGCGGCUGCCUGGCCUCAUCCUCUACACCUUCCGCAUGAUCGUGGCCAAGACGGCAGCUGACCGCAGGCAUGUCAAGCAGAACCAGGCCUUCGAGUAUGAGUUUGGAGCCAUGUACGCAUGGACACUGUGUGUCUUCAGCGUCAUCAUGGCCUACAGCAUCACCUGCCCCAUCAUCGCGCCAUUCGGCCUCAUCUAUAUCCUGCUCAAGCACAUGGUGGACCGGCACAACCUCUACUUUGUCUACCUCCCGGCCAAGCUGGAGAAGGGGAUCCACUUUGCAGCUGUGCACCAGGCCUUGGCCGCUCCCAUCCUGUGCCUCUUUUGGCUUUUCUUCUUCUCUUUCCUGCGCCUGGGUUUGAAGGCCCCUGCCACGCUGUUCACUUUCCUGGUUGUGCUACUCACCAUCCUGUUCUGUGUGGCCUACACCUGCUUUAGCUGCUUCAGGCACCUGUGCCCUCUGAACUAUAAGACAGAGGAAUCAGCAAAUGACAAAGGAAGUGAGGCAGAGGCCCGCGAGCCUCCACCCUUCACGCCCUACGUGCCCCGGAUUUUAAACAGCUUGUCCUCGGAGAGAACAGCCCUAUCCCUGCAGCAGCAGACCUAUGGUGCCAUCCACAACAUCAGUGGGGCUGUCCUGGGGCAGUGCCUGGCCCAGACCCCUGCAGACAGUGAGGCGGCUGCCUACCAGGAGGUCUGAGGGCGGCGAUGCUAGGACCAGAGGAGACACAGGUGGAGAAGAAGCUUGAUUUUGACCUCUGUCAAGUUCAGGACUUUCCAUCUAUGUUAAGCACAACUGCUCCGAAAAGAUGGAACCAGAGAAGCGAUAUAGCCCUUGGCUGAGAUUGGUGGGGGAGAAGGACUUCCAUCCGGGGGUGGUCUUUUCCAGUCACAACAACAGUGACGGGAGCAGGGGCAGCUCUGGCUCCUACUUGCAUAUUUCCAAUUCCCUCUCCUGCUCAACCUCUGUGGUUGGCAUGAAGUUCCCAGUGACUUUUAGCAAGACCAGGUGUUGGAACAGUGCCCCUGCACACCUUUAAGGAGGGGAAGACCUCCCUUCUCCUGAGCCCCAAGUGUAGUCCAGCCCUCUCUAGGAACACAUGGCUAACCUAAGAUGGGCCCCAGAUGGGGUCCAGGUUCAUUCCAGUGCCCCUGCCCCAAAUUAAGCCAUUCACCCUGCACUCCCCCACCCCCUGCCCCAGGAUUGAGCUUGGGGGAACAGGAAGCAGCAACUACACACACCCCUCCACAUCCUCACUGGUUGUUCCUGUAUCAUGUUUCCAAUGACACUUGGCUGGGUCAGAGUCACCCUGCGGUAGGCAGGAGCAGUGAGGACCACUAAUAAAGUGCCCAUUCAUCCAGA